AUGCCAAAAGUAGUAGAUAGCUAUGUGCUUGAGAGAAGUAUAGGAAAGGGGCAAUUUGGAGAAGUGUUCAAAGGAUAUAAUAAGCAAACAAAUGUGGACAUAGCGGUGAAAUGCGUAAAGAGGGAACUGCUGAAAGGGAAGUUUACGGAGUUGUUAGAAAAUGAAAUAAAAGUGCUGAGGACUUGCAAUAAUGAUAACAUCAUAAAGCUAUAUGAUAUAAAGAAGACUGCCAACAACAUAUAUCUAAUAAUGGAAUACUGCAAUGAAGGUGAUCUUUCAUAGUACAUUAAACAAAAGAAAUUUUUGCUGGAAGAAGAAGCAGUUGAUUACUUGCUUUAAAUUCUAAACGGAUUUAAAACACUCGUGAAGAAUAAGAUUAUGCACAGAGACUUCAAAUUGGCAAAUAUCCUAAAGCAUGAUGGCAAUAUUAAAAUAGCUGAUUUUGGAUUCUCCAAACUUUUGAAUGACAACCAAGGAUUAGCCACCACCAUGCUCGGAUCUCCACUCAACAUGGCUCCAGAAGUGCUCAAUAAUCAAGAAUAUGACAGUAAAGCAGAUAUUUGGUCAAUUGGUACCUGUUUUUAUGAACUAUUAUUCGGGAAAUCGCCAUUUACAGCCACAAACAUGGUUGAGUUGCUCAAGAACAUAUAAACUAAAUAGUUUGUUAUCAAUAGGAAGGUUAACAAUAUAACUCCUACUGCAGAGGAUCUAUUAAGAAAAAUGCUUGUAGUAAAUCCUAAAAAUAGAAUAUCUUGGGAUGAUCUUUUUAAGCACGAAAUCAAUUUCUAUCAGGAAGAAAAGUUAAAGAAAGAUCUGGAAACCACACUCAAAGGAGGAGAGUUAAUGAUGAAUAUGAGUAAAUUUUACAUCAAAAACAAUAUGGUCAUUGAUCAUCCAGCUGAAAUCAAGAAAAAGGAAGAUUUAAACAAUUUCGCCAUGUAAGUAGCUCAAAAGGGACCUCAGAAUCAAUAAUAACAAUAUGUUGGACCACUAUUAAAGAAACCCUAAGAGGAGAAUAAUCUUGCCAGAUAGGAUUCAGCCAAAACUGUUUAGAGCACUUAAGGACCAGUUUAAGAUAUUGGAAAUGAGGAAGUCACUGAUAAGGAAACAUAAAGAGAAAAAGAAAUCAAGGCCAAAAAACGAAAUGCCAAUAGGAUUUUACAUGAAAGAAAUAUAUAUGUUUUUCUUGCAUCUGUUGCUGAAGAAGCCAUGAACAAUAUGGCUAUUCAAAACUAUGAUGUCACAGGAUUCUUGUUAGUCAAAAAGUUGUUGCAAUUAAUUGAUUUCCUCAAAACAAUUCUAUAAGACAAAUAAAAUUAUUAUCAAUUGGAGUUUUGGGAAUAGUUCACCUAAAGUAAGGAUUAUAAAGAUAUCCACACAUACAUUUCAAAAGAAUUUGAUGUUUUCAAAUCCUACUUUGAUUCAAUCUAUGAAAAAAUCAGCAUUCAAAUUCAAUAGAGACCAAAAAUGGAUGAGGCCAUCAAAUAAGCUAUUAACAGCAAUUUCAAAUAGAACAAUCAAUAAAUAUUAGUCAAAUGCUUGAUAGAUUACUCAAAGUUAUUGAUUGAAACUCUUAAAAAAACAAAACCUUAAGAUCAAAAUCGAUAAUAAUGGAUUCAUGCUGAUAGAGUUUUAGACUGCAUUAAAUUAGAAGAAACCUUCUAAUUUGAUGACAGACUUACGAACCAGCAAUUUAAUUUUAAAUAAUAUUAUGAAAAUGACAAUUUAUUAGAAAUGGAAGCCCUCUAGAAAAAGGUGCUAUAGAAGUUUGAGAAACUAAAGUGAAUUAUUAUCUGAUCAACGAAUAUAAUAAUUA
Molecule: messenger RNA, 1816 nt
Organism: Paramecium tetraurelia
Lineage: Eukaryota; Ciliophora; Oligohymenophorea; Peniculida; Parameciidae
Exons: 5
Biological process (GO): autophagosome organization; autophagy; peptidyl-serine phosphorylation
Cellular component (GO): autophagosome; cytoplasm
Molecular function (GO): ATP binding; protein serine/threonine kinase activity
Source: RefSeq, a predicted model, not a curated record